AGCUCAUUGUACGGACUAGUCUUUACAGAGGGUCUGGCGGAUGGAUUUGCGGCGCUCGUUCUGUGAAGGGGCAGGCGCAGUGAUUCCACAGCGGCACAGGUCGAGGAGACAGACAGUGGGAUCGAUAACAAACGGAACUCGGUGAGAAAAUUCAUGACCGGGACGAGGAGCGCAGAGCUGGCUUCAGAUCUGCCGUGAGCCCGUGGAACAGGAGAGGAAAGCGGGACGCAGCGGGACCAUGGAGAGGAAAAGUAUACCCGUUAAGUGCAUUCUCAACAAGCCCCAGAUAGUCCGUGGUCUGAGUGGAAACCUUCACACAGAUGUGAAUGCCAGCCACUCUCGAGCUGGAAGGUCUCUCCUGACCAAAGUGCAGCGCAGCAGGCACAAGCACCACUACGAAACCAACCAUCAUAUCAGGUCCAAGCCUGAUUUAAACACAACACUACCAGUUCGACAGACAGCAUCCAUCUUUAAACAGCCGGUGACCAAGGUAACAAAUCACCCCAACAACAAGGUGAAGACAGACCCGCAGAAAGCUGUGGACCAACCCAAGCAACUGUUCUGGGAAAGAAAGCUGAGCGGCUUAAAUGCAUUCGAUAUUGCGGAGGAACUGGUGAAAACUAUGGAUCUUCCCAAAGGUUUACAGGGUGUUGGGCCUGCAUGUUCAGAUAAAACACUGCUUUCUUCCAUCGCCAGCGCGCUGCACACCAGCCCUGCACCCGUCACCGGACAGCUCACUGCUGCGGUGGAGAAAAAUCCUGGAGUGUGGCUCAACACAGCGCAGCCUCUUUGUAAAGCCUUCGUAGUGACUGAUGAUGACAUCAGGAAGCAGGAGGACCUGGUGCAGAAUGUGAGGAGGCGGCUCGAGGAGGCUCUCAUGGCUGACAUGUUGGCUCAUAUAGAGGACGCCACUGCAGACACAGCAGCCGACAAAGUAGAAGAGAAGGUUGAGCAGGUGGACAAUGAGGAAUCAUAGCCAAGGCCCGACAUGACGUUUGCCGGUAAACUGGUUUUAUUUUCACACAAUUGGCUCCAUGAAGAUUUUUUAUAAACGUUUACAUGAAGUAGACCCUAAAAACACAUUCUGCAAGUCUUGUUAAACAAAAAUCUGUUUCUUUUCAUCUUUUUUUAUAUUUGACUAUGUAACCCUGAAAGGGUACUUUGAGUUUAAAUUUUUACCUCUGUAUGACAGUUUUGGAUGGUGCUCAAUGCAGUGUUACACUCGGUUAACAGCUGUUCAAGCUCAAAGUUAAAAACACAAACCUGGUGUGUGUGUGUUGUGUGUAUGUGUGUUGUGUGUAUGUAAGACGUAUCAGUUCAUGUUGAGAACCUCAAGUGUGUUCCUUUUUUAACUGUUCAAGAAGAAUAUGUUGCUCUUAUAUUUGAACUCUGGCACUGUAGGUAGUGUUGUGUAGGUUGCCAUAUGUUUACAUGCACACAGCACUCAUGUGGCUGUGAAUAAUCACAUUUAGCUCAUUUGAUAAAGGUUUUACAGUUUAAAGUGCUGUUGUUUCUCAUGAUAACCUAAGUUUAAGUCCGGGGAUGGGGAUCCUUUUUUUUUUCCUAUCAAGGCCCAUUUCAUUUUGAGAAAAUCCUCAAAGAGGCAUACUAAAUGACUGAACAGAAAUAUCACACUAACCCCCUUGAUGACGUCUGAUGUCAGAUGGCGGUGAUCAUGCAACUCGCAGCUGUUUCUUUAGGUUAUUGUCGGUCAGUCUUGAGCAGAACAGAGUCUUUGCACGAUUCAGCUUUGAAAACGCUGCUCUCAGACACAAGUUGUCCCAAACAGAGAUGCAAACGUCACUACAUGUCUGCUCGGAAUUAGGAAGUUCCUCAGGACGCGCAUACAGUUUAUAAAACUUGAGCAGAAAUUUUUGUGGCUUUGAACUCAUUGUUGCUCUGCAGCUUGAUAAUAUUAUGUUAUAGGUCGUCAGGCACAUCAGCUGGUUCCCCAUUAAACGGCUUAACAAAUAUGCUCCGUUUGUUUACAUUUCACGUCCUGAAACAAUCAUCAAACGCCUGAAGGAGUUUUGCAGACUCACCAGCAUAUUCGGAUGUCAUAGCUGGCUUUUUGUAGUUGCAGAGCAGGAAAGUGCACAGUGUUGCAAUUACCACAGCUGUAAUUGCCCUAUGUUUGAAAGCAGAGAGCUAAGAGGCUGGUUGGGACUUUGGAGCUUGAUGUGGCGCCCCGGGAGGUUGUUGGUCUGCCACGAAGGCCAGAUCACAUUGCCACUUGCUAUCACUGAGUUGCACGACAGGUUUUCCCUUCAUCUCCAUGAAGUGUUUUCUCCCUGGCAGCAUAUUACCUUGAUUCAACCCUCGCGCAUCUCAAUGAUAAACCAGAUCUCUGAACUCUCAGGCUCCCUCAGCAGCCUCUUAAACUGGCAGCUGUACGGCCCAUAUGUUGUCAUAAUGCCAGUGUGUUCCAGGGAAUAUGACUGAUGUGUUUAUGUUUGAGACAGUGGAACACAUCUCAAUCACUUUCAUUCGUACUGAGAUUACUUAUUUAAUGUUUUGACCAAUGCCACGAAUUAUCUUCUGCCAUGGCUGAGACUCCAUUUGCUACAAGGUGCCUUGAAAGUUAAGGCACCUUGUUACAAAUCAAAACCGUAUUUAAGUUAAUCCCCACCUUUCAUAGUGCAUGGCUUGCAAAGACAACAAUUCCUCCCUCAUGUCCUAAUCAGCAGCAAUCCCACGCACAAAAAUGUGUUUGUUAUGUCUGUAAUUUCAUCGCAGGCCAGAGAGAAAAAAUGGAAGUUUUUGUGCUGUCCUGAAGAGGGUUUUUUAGUUUUUUAUAUCUUGUGCCAUAUCAGUAAUCUGUUUUGCAGAAGCUUAUUGUAACAAACUGAUGGAAUGGAAUAAUUUUACUUAGCAAUUAGCUCGUUCACCACAAAACAGUCUAUUUGACACUUUCUUGUGAACUCUGCUCAAGAGUGUUUACUUCAUCCAAGAGCUUUUGCCUUUGCAACUCUUCUAGUAAAACCUGUUUCCAGCUGUAAUGAUGGUCGAGAUCAGAUUUUUUAAACAUUGAGACUAUGACCCCACAUACUAAACACACCUUCUUGUCUUUUGACUUCAUUUUUUUUUUUUU
Messenger RNA from Paralichthys olivaceus (Japanese flounder), 3091 nucleotides. It is a transcript of the gene mbd3a, whose product is annotated as methyl-CpG binding domain protein 3a. Lineage: Eukaryota; Metazoa; Chordata; Actinopteri; Pleuronectiformes; Paralichthyidae. Gene Ontology annotation, cellular component: nucleus. Gene Ontology annotation, molecular function: methyl-CpG binding. The record is from RefSeq and is a predicted model, not a curated record. Gene Ontology annotation, biological process: DNA methylation-dependent constitutive heterochromatin formation; negative regulation of transcription by RNA polymerase II.